ACCCGACCACCAGCCAGGGACCAGCCGAAGCAAACGAAGCCAACCAAAGGUGCCAUCUCUCACAUUAAUGACGUCGAUCCCAAGGCCAGCUCCAAAGUUCUUACUCCGCGACAAUCGACGGCAACGGCUCGGCGUGAUAGGCAUCACGGCGACCAAAGCCGGAAACGCACUCCCUACUCCGGCCACCACAAAAAUGCUUCCUCCCCUCAGCUUCAUUUGACGCCGACCUCUGCGCCAGACCACCACCGCCGCGAACCCCAGCAGCAUCAACGCGAUAGGGUUCAACUGUAUUCUGGGGGAGGUGGGGGUUUUGCCGUGUCCAUGGUGAACCUGGCCAGGGACGCCAGUGCUGUCCCAAACUGCAAUGAUGGGCUUGCCGCCUGGUAUGGAUAUAGCACGGCACUUGUGGGAACGACCGUGUCCAUUUUCGACGAAGUGUCAAUACGGUUGAACCACAUCUUGACCCAAAUUGACAAAGAGGGCAUGACUGGGAACGAACCUGAUUUAUUCACUUGCCGGUCGCCCAUCGCCGCGGUGAAUGAUUGCCAGGCUCUAGUGCGGGUAUCGUCGGCUGAUCAGCAGCUCACCAAGCCGAAACACCACCACCAUGACAGGGAGCCGGGCAGCGGCCGGGGAAAAGACCGUAAGCGCGAGCGAUCUUCUCGCCAGAAUUCUUCACGCGAGGACGGAUACAAGGAAAAGCCCAAGAAAAACGCUCAGCUGGCUGGUGGGGUAGCUACGGCUGUCGUCCGAGGAGAAUACUUCUCAAAGGUUGAGCUCUAUGCAAAUUCCAAGCUUCCAGCGGGCUUGCCCCCUUUCGCUGUAUACUUUCCCACAUGGCCCCUUUUGUGUCUCGCUGCCCAGUAUUCUCAGGCCGUCUACGAGCGCCCACAAAAGCGUGAGAGCGAGGCCCAUGUCUCUGCAGAUUGGCGGGCUGGCACGAAAGCCAUGGUGAUUAAGUCUGUUCCAAUGGAUCAUAUGCGCACCAUUGUCUUCGCAGUCCGCGGUACCGCAUCCUUCAUGGACUGGACAGUCAAUCUCCACGCUGAACCAACCUCUCCAUCUGGGUUUCUCGAUGACAAGUCCAACCUCUGCCAUUCAGGCUUUCUGACGGUCGCACGUAGAAUGGUCAAGCCGGUGGCUUCCCGGCUGAAGCAGUUGCUCGAGGAGGACCCCAGCCGGUCCAAGUAUAGCCUCCUCAUUACUGGCCACUCUGCGGGAGGCGCUGUUGCGUCGCUCCUAUACUGCCACAUGCUCUCACGAUCUAAGGGUGCGAGGACUGAUCUCAACCAGCUAACAGCGUCCUUCAAGCGCGUACAUUGCGUCACUUUCGGCACCCCGCCCAUCAGUAUCUCACCACUCAUGAGACCCGACAGGCCAGACCUAAAGAACAGUGUUUUUCUCAGCUUUAUCAACGAAGGCGAUCCAGUCGUCAGGGCAGACAAGGCGUAUGUCAGAAAUUUGCUUGAGCUGCUCGCUUCUCCGCCACCGUUAUCACUACCUGCGGACAACCCCUCAGAUGUAGGACGGUCUUCUGAGGGAGGGAGGGGCGCUCAUACUCACCCAAGCCCGCGUUUACACAAAUUCAAGUCUCGCCAGGAUCUCAAAUCCAAACCCACCACCGCACCCCAGAAAAAGCCCGUCUGGCCUGUUCCGGUUAGUGCCCUUAAGAACGCUGGGAGACUCGUCGUUCUUCGAAGCGGCCCCUCCGACCCUCGCUACCGCCAGCACCGAGACCGCAUGACAGUUGAGGAGCGGUUGUCAGAAGGUGUGGUCGCAAACACAUGCCCCGUCGAGCAGUUGGAGGGUAUUAUCUGGGGAGACCCUGCGGCCCAUCUGAUGAACCUGUACGCAGGGAGGAUAGAGAAGCUGGCAGUGAAGGCUGUGACGGUGAGCGACGGCUAA
This is a messenger RNA of Clonostachys rhizophaga, 1905 nucleotides long. NCBI's taxonomy places the organism in Eukaryota, Fungi, Ascomycota, Sordariomycetes, Hypocreales, Bionectriaceae. The record is from the annotation of a GenBank genome assembly.